AUGCCCGCGCGUCCCUACCACAGCAGCGCGCCGAAGCAGCCCCGACGGGUCCCGCACCACCUCGUCGACAAAAAGAACACGUGGGGAAAAGUGCAGACGGGGAUGCGCGAGUCCUCCUGCGAGUCCAGCGACUCGGAGAUCGAGUUCAACGGUGCCAGCAACACCGAGAUCACGACAGCCCCUGUGGCCGUCUCCUCCGUGCACAUGACGAAAAGCACGCUGUCGCAGGUUGCGAUGCUCACAGAGGCCGCCGCGGCCAAGCUCUUCAACAUGGGAACCACCCGCUUCAAGGCAAAGUGCCGAAACCUUGGCGUCGACCGUUGGCCCCACCGCAAGCUCCAGAGCCUGAGUAACCUGUACACGGACCUCAAGGAGCACAUGGACAGGAGCGAGAAGGGCUCGGUGAAGCGCCAGCAGUACAGCAACGACAUGGCCGUCAUCAAGGCGUACAGCAUCAGGCUCGAGUCUGACCUCAGCCUCCUUAACCAGUUCUACAACGGCAAGAAGGCGUGGCCGGAUGAAAUCCUCAAGAUUCGUCAGACCAUCUAUAAGAAACGCCACGCGAAGGUUCUCAGCGAGAAGAAGAAGAAACUGUCGCACGCGGGAAAGCAGGACCAAAAGAGGCAGCUCCCUGUCGUCAAGUGUGAGGCGAGCGACUCGGAGGUAGACAUCAAGCAGGAAGCGAGCGAUUCUGAGCAGUUCAGUGUCGACACGAAGAAAUCUACUGAUUCUCUUUGCGUCGUCAUGCCCGAAUGCAUCAACGAUGGGACCCUGAUGAUGAGGUCCCUAGAGUCGGGGGGAGCGCACAUGGUUGGGGACAAGGACGAUUACGUGUUCUGGGCCAUGUUGUGA
Messenger RNA from Micromonas commoda, 852 nucleotides. RefSeq lists its product with no specific name. Lineage: Eukaryota; Viridiplantae; Chlorophyta; Mamiellophyceae; Mamiellales; Mamiellaceae. The coding region runs from base 1 to 852 and encodes 283 amino acids. The record is from RefSeq and is a predicted model, not a curated record. The transcript is spliced from 3 exons. Gene Ontology annotation, molecular function: DNA-binding transcription factor activity.